CACCCGAUCAUUCGGUCCUUGCGCAGUGCCAUCAACUUGCGUCUCAGAGCGCAGCAUAUUCAUGGCUGCUCUUGCCUCCUUCCACUGCUAGCAUGCUCGCCGUCGUACAUCGAAUCCCUAUUUCAUUCCGUCUUCAACAUUGUGUCUCAGGUGGACCCGCGGAAACUCGAGCAUCUGAGACAUGACCGAUGGUCAGAACCCAGAGACAUCCGCGGGCACGCCCGCACAUCCCUUGCUCACCACCACGAUCAUUUCUGCGCCAUGUCAGCCUCUUUUGAUGCGCAAGCUUUCGUGCGAUACUCGUUGGGGGGCCGGGACCUGUCGACAAACCUGUGUCUCAUACUACAAGGCGUGUUGCUGGGGCAGUUCGCCCGGUACAUCUCGAAUGGAUUCCACCGCUCCGAUCCGACCAUAAUGCGGGUGUGGCUGGUGGGGCUGCUGUUUCUCACGCUGGGGAAGAACCUGUCCGACUUGUAUGUCACGCACCGUCAGAACACGACACGGUUCCUCGAUGCAUCCGGCGUGCUCAUGGACUAUAUCUCCCUCAAAGGCCAAGCGAGCUACUUGGUGAACGUCGUUCUUGUGUUUUACGUCCAGAUCUUCUUCUGUUGGCGGCUUUGGACACUUUGCAGAAGAAUCUGGCUGCCAUCGCUGAUUGCUCUGUCAUUCGUCGGGGCUGCUAUCGCAGGAAUCCUCUCUGUUCCCGCGACACAUGCGAAAUAUGUGCUCCGAUGGUCCGCAGCAUGUUAUAUCAUCUAUUUCGCGGGCGAUCUGAUCCUCUGCGCAUCAAUGAUGUACCAUCUCCUCAUAAGCACUGAUGCCAGGUCAAGCCAACUCUUCCGCGACACAGCAAACGUUCUUGCCCGGAUCGCCCGAAUCACGAUCCAAUCCGCACUCCCGGCGGUCAUCUGCGCGCUGGUCGAUCUCAUCGCGUCGCAGAUAAAUCAGAACUACUACGCCCUCGACGUCGCGACGACGCUGACGAUUAUCACGACGCACGUGCUCCCGAUGUGUUACGCACUGUCGUCGCUUUGGACGUUAAAUUCGAGGAUGGGCUGGAGACGGGCGGGGGAAACAAGGGACGCAGCGAGUUCCAGAGGAUGUUCAGUCGAAGCGCCGUAAUUGAUGACGGGCGGCUCGCUCGAGUCUACGUGGAUUGUACGUCCGCGAGGUGCUGCGUGGGAAAAAGGAAAGGGCUGGUUAAUGAUUGGCGUGCGCGAUGUUCGUUUUAUGGCAGAAUGCUGAGAUUCCUUGCGUGAGGUUGCUCUCAACAAGCUGUGCCGAGGAAAAAGUGCAAUGGCCUCGACCGCGAAAUGAACGCGGGACCACUUCCACCCUCACACUCAGACGCCCUAAGGAAGUAUCAUACGACUAGGCCAUUAAGGCAGCGGAGCCGUUGCUCCCCGAAUCACCCUGCACUCUCAAAGAUGAAACAUUUCCUUCGUACUCUCACAGAUGAAAUAUUUCCUUCGUAAUGUACGAAAGCCUCAUCCGGUCCGGUAAGCAUCCAGGAGAUUAUGAAAUUGAGGUCUCCAAACACUCGAAUGACCGCAUGACUCGGCAAACUUUCCAGCUUUCAAAGCAUUUGCAAGACGAUCAGUUUGAGACUCAGAGUUCCCGUGUCUUCCCAGACAUGUUCCUAUCCUUUUCAUACGCAGGGCCGUUCGGCAUCAGCCCUGAGCACUGAUGGAUUUUCCUUCUAUGGUGUACCAAAAAUUCAAGACUAGAAGCGCCACGGGGGAUUGAGUCCAAAAGUUCACGAUAAUCAGAUAAAAUUCGGUCAAUCAAGAACUCGGCACGAUUCCACAGUGGUUUUCAACAUCCCUUACAUGACUUCACGCAUUAUACGAUAGCUCACAGAGCAUUGCUUUCUUUUCGCCACCGGUCGUGCCAGGCCGCCCC
Mycena citricolor is the source of this 1902-nucleotide messenger RNA. The record is from the annotation of a GenBank genome assembly. NCBI's taxonomy places the organism in Eukaryota, Fungi, Basidiomycota, Agaricomycetes, Agaricales, Mycenaceae.